GACUUUUAAAGUGUACUUUUAAAAACAGUAUUUUAUGUUUUACAGGGAAACAGAGGUAUGUCAUAAUCUCUCAGGGUUGUAUAUACAUAUAUGCUAAUAGGAAUGCUAAGAGAACGGAACAAUCGUAUUCUUUAAAACAGUUUGAAAGUGCGGUGGAAUGUGAUCCCGAAAGCGGAGAGAAUAUUUGUUUCUGCCUAAGAUACAAAAAUGCACAAGCACCUAUACUGUUUUCGUGUGAUACUUUGGAAAGAAGAGAAAAAUGGAUUACCAAGUUAUGCUCAAACAUUUCAGAAGUACAAUCAAAUUUAUAUAAUGUUUCGGCUGACAGUGGAUUCGGCAGUGCUGAAGCAGUUCCGAGGAGUAAAUUGAAAGUACAUCAAGGAAAAGAAGAUCCUGUAGGUUAUGACGAGGUUGACGAAAGAAAUUACGAAACUCCAGUACAGGCAUGUGCAGACGAUAGGAACUAUGACUUUCCAAAAGUAUUUAGUGGAGCAACGAGCACUCAGGACAGAUUUUAUGAAAAUAUGAAAACAAAACAUACAGAUACAUUUCAGCCAGAUAAACCUGCACAACAAAAAGUGCAGAAAGUGCAACGAGAUGUAAAAUCGAAAGCGUUUACAGACGAGCUUAAGGUUAAAGUCGCCAGAAAAUCGAUUUCCACAACGAAGGAAGGACCAUUGCCACCUACAAAACCUACAUGUUCUCAGCCUUCCGGACCAGUCUCUGAAUCAUCAUUCGUGUCUAUACGUGGUGCUACAGAAGAGUCCAUGUCGCUACUGUCUGUGAGAGAACAGGAAAGCUUGUAUGAAAAUGAUACUGACAGCAGUAAUGAUAGCGAUAAUACAUCGCCUAAAACAAUUUAUGAAAACCCAGAAGAGUUGGAAAGCAUGAAGGUACAUAGGUUUGAAAGAUAUGAAUAUUUCUGUGACCAGAAGAUCAAGGUAAGAAGGUUAUUAAAUCGAAAGGCUAUUGGAGUUUUUGCUAUUUUUCCCGGUGAAUCAACAGAACAUGAACUUUGCGUUAUGACACCAAAAGGCUUGAAAUAUUUUCGUAUAUAUUCUCAGAAUGAACGAGUGUCCCUCUACAGAUCACACCAAUAUAAUACGUUUCCUGCUUUGGAUGAUCUACUGUCUUACUACAGCGCUAAUGAUUUACCUGGAGCGGAUUAUAGCGUUAAACUUCAGAGAGGAUACAACAGUAUGUCGUAAAUGUGCAAUGGAUUAGGUGCUAGAUAAAACUGCCACGUUCGAAAAAGUGACUGUUAAUAAAAAACAUAUAGUACAAGAAGCCAAACUGUAUUAAUGAUUAGGACGUGAGGUUAAUAGCAAACAGCAUCGUUGUGGCAUAAAAUUAUAUAUAUAAUUUUAAUUUCUAAACCUUCUUUGUAUUUAAGAAUCUACAAUUCUGUUUUAAUUUUAUUUUCGCAUGGCAUUAGCAUGUAUGUAAUGUUUAAACGAUUUACACAUGGCAAACAAUAUGUUUAUUGUCACAAAAUCAACUUAACAUAUACAUGUACAUAUAACAUAUACAUGACAUUGUCAUCCAGCCUAAUUUAUGUUUGGUCUGAUUCUGUGCAUUCUUUCGUGUCAAAAUUUAGGAAGUUUGAACACUUCCAAGCUGAUAUCUGAAUAAUCUGCAUCACUCAGUUUGUUGACAAGAUAGGAAGAAGACUGUUUAGUAGUAUGUUAUCUGAAGGUAACGGUCCUUUUGCUUUUUGAGGUAGGUCUGCACGAUUCAAACGUAUUUUUCUACAAUGUAGAAUUUUAUUAAUCUUUAUUCUUUCAAAGCACAUGACUGUUUAACACUCAAUACACUGUAUAUAAUAGAUUCUCGGCAACAUUUAUGCUAUCCGUAUAAGGGCAGCCAGGCCUUAUUCUAUGUUUUCUGGAUGCAUGACGUCACGCUUUCUCUUCCGAUAAAUCAAACGCACAGAACUACUUAUAGUACAGUAUAUUAAACAAACGUAUGUAGAUUAGCGACCGCGAGAAUAUUGCCACACACCGUUGAAACAAACGAUAAUGAAACUUCUCCUCUAUACAAUGUUCUGGAAGUAGCUAUAUCAUUAAGACAAAAGCAAAUCUAAAUUUAGAAUCACUGUAGGUCGCUCAACAAAAUGUUAAUCUUAUAGAGUUCUAAGACAAUAAUGAGAAGGAACUGCUUGCGAAUAGUCCAUACCGGGGUUGUUAUGUAACCCUACCAAGGACUGUGUAAUUAAUGUCGACACUGCAACAUUUUUCACUUCUAUCUAAAAACAUUAUUUAAUCAGGUCAAAAAAGUGAGUAAAGGUAUUAGAAAUAUGUUUUUCUUCAAGUGUAAGACCAAAAACUCAUCUUUGCUUUAAUAUUGUGAUACUUUGUUUUCAUUAAAGUAUUUUCUACGGUCCGGCAAGGUCAAAAAUGACACGGUGAUAGAUGAGUUGAAAAACCUGCAUCUGCAUUUAUAGUUAGAUAAUUCUAACUUGUCAAUGAGCUAUUUAUAAAUGCAUAUAUUUAUUGACUUUCGUGUCUGUUUAGUUAGAAUAUUACUUUUCAUUUGCAUUGUUUGUAUUGUUUCUUUAAACUUAUUAAGUUAUUAAGUUCAUUUUGAAGUGCUAGAAGGACAAUGUAAGAUGUAAAUACUGAAAAUACUCAUUAUGUGAUAGAGCAAACAUGUUUACAAGUUAUCUCAAUUAGGGAAAGGUAUGUUCAUAUUUAAUGAAAUGAAAUAUGUAUUAUAGUAAUAUAUGAUAAAUUUGUU
This is a messenger RNA of Mercenaria mercenaria, 2736 nucleotides long. RefSeq lists its product as uncharacterized. The record is from RefSeq and is a predicted model, not a curated record. The transcript has 12 exons. The coding region runs from base 525 to 1208 and encodes 227 amino acids. Lineage: Eukaryota; Metazoa; Mollusca; Bivalvia; Venerida; Veneridae.